This is a messenger RNA of Didymodactylos carnosus, 816 nucleotides long. Lineage: Eukaryota; Metazoa; Rotifera; Eurotatoria; Philodinida; Philodinidae. The record is from the annotation of a GenBank genome assembly.
AUGACCAAACAAAAAGAUUCAAACAAUACCUCAUCUGAUAGAGAAUUUCACGGGCUACAAGCAGAACACGAACAUAUACGACAAGACAAAAAGCAAAGGAAUUUAAACCAGUACGUUAAUAUAAAAAAUUCUGAUGGUCGAACAGCGUUAACAAUAGUUACUAAACGUGAUUUUCUAAAAUGUGUCAUUAGACUAAUCGAAUUAACAGAUGUAUCAAAUCUGUCUAUAGAAUCUGCAAUUGAAUCAAAAAAUCCUGAAAUAUUAGACAAAUAUUUGGAAAAGUAUAAGGAUAGCCAACAGGAAUUAGGUGACAGUGGUAUUCAUCAAUCAGAUAAUGUUAAUCAAAAAUCGUGUCUAUAUUUACUUCAUCUGGCAUGUAGAUAUAAUAAUGAAGUUCUACUUACUUAUAUAUGUGAAAGAAAAGAAAAACCAGAUCAACUUAGUGUUAAAGAUAACAAUGGUUACACACCAAUAUUAGUAGCUGCUAAGUAUGGUAAUGAUAAAUGUAUAAAAUAUUUAGUAGAACAGCAUAAACUAAAUUUAAAUAUUGAGAAAGAAAAAACAGAAAAUAAAAAACAAAAUAUUUUACAUUUAUGUGCAGAAAAUUACAAAAUAUUACAAAACGAAUUGUUACCGAAUGCUCAUAUUAAAAUAUGUGAAUUAAUAAUUAAGGAAUAUAAAAGUUUAUCACUAGAUUUUGAUUAUAAUGGUAAUUCACCAUUACAUAUAGCAUGUAAAUAUGGUCACAAAACACUUUCUGAAAUGUUUUUGAAUGCUAUGAUUGAAGCUGAACCUGAUUCACUAGAAUAUCUUUUA